AUGUCGAACUCUUCGGAUCCCAAGACCAUCGCAUCCAUGGAGAUGGAUGAGCCGUCCGUUCCGUUGGACCAUCCUUCCGAAGCAGCAGAGGAUCAGAUUGCCGUCGAGGACAUGAGUGGCAGACAGUUUCGCAACUUUCGUCGCAAACAACAAUGGGAUGCUGAGCGUCUGGCUCGCCGAGCCAACAAAAAUCGCGAGAGGAAGCGCCAGCUCUCGGGUCUUCAAGCUCAACUUCCAUCCAGCGUUCAGCCGGAAGUUCGCCCGUUCCUCAAGACCACCAAAGCCAUGGUUCUACUCACCGACACGAUCAAGCAGGCAUUCUCCGUCGGCUUCAAAUUCACCGAUGAGGACUUUCUUCCCAACGACAAGGCAGAGAGUCUUGUCGAAGCUCUUUGUCUCCAGGGCACCCACAGCAUCGACAGCAUCCGAAUCCAGGCGUUUGUCACCCGACUCUUCAGAUCGAUCAGGAGCCAUCGGUUCGGCUACAUCCUCAACGAUGACGUGCAUGAGAUGAAGAACCAAGGAUUCUAUCAGACCGUUGCGGAUGAGAUCAAGGCCAAGGGAAUCGUCGGUGGCGGUCUCACCCCAUCCUCGCACAAGAUCGAUGUCUCCCCCAAGACCUGCCAGGCCAUGCACGAGCUCUUCGUCAACGGCCGCAAGGCUUACCUUCGUGAUCUGGUUGAGAGCGAUGAGAUGAAGGAGGGUGUCUACACCCAGAAGAUGAAGGAGCUGAUCGAAGCCGUCGAUUACUGGAUGAGAUACCUCGACAAGUACCAGGAGGAACGCCAGGGAGGUGUUGCAGAGGACGAUGAGAUGUUCACUGUCUUCAAUGACGUGGCUCUCUCGUAG
Colletotrichum scovillei is the source of this 849-nucleotide messenger RNA. RefSeq lists its product as uncharacterized. The transcript is spliced from 2 exons. Bases 1 to 849 code for a protein of 282 amino acids. The record is from RefSeq and is a predicted model, not a curated record. NCBI's taxonomy places the organism in Eukaryota, Fungi, Ascomycota, Sordariomycetes, Glomerellales, Glomerellaceae.